This is a messenger RNA of Sycon ciliatum, 1400 nucleotides long. Its product is annotated as protein lozenge-like. The transcript has 3 exons. Bases 392 to 1018 code for a protein of 208 amino acids. The record is from RefSeq and is a predicted model, not a curated record. NCBI's taxonomy places the organism in Eukaryota, Metazoa, Porifera, Calcarea, Leucosolenida, Sycettidae.
GUAGUAGUAGAGAGACUUCGAGGGGCUACAACGUCUUAUCGGUAUAAAGAAGAAUUCAGGCUCAUCGUUGCGAGCCAUUCGUCGGCUAUGCGGUAAUGCUAUAGCGUGUAGUGAAUUUUCUUGGCGUGUUGAACAGUUGCGCACUGCGAGUGAGAAUCACUGGCUGCUAGGAACAGUACUGUGACUGCUGACUACUGUAGAAGCUGCUCUGCCACGUAGUAUCCCAGGAACCCAAACCCGCCGUCCCUCAACGCUCAAGGCCUCUAGCAACAGUUCGCUUAUCUGGCAUUGCGGAUUCGCGCUGGCUGUGCAGGCCACGAAGAUCAUCAAUACUAGUAGGUAAUAAUAAGACAACUGCAAGACGUUGGUCACACACUAGACUAGUGCUAGGAUGCCACAUCACCACGGCGGCGGAGGCCAUCAUCACCAUGGCGGCGGAGGCCAUCAUCACCAUGGCGGCGGAGGCCAUCAUCACCAUGGAGGCGGACACCAUCAUCACCACCGACCUGGACCAGUGUUUGGUGGCCAUCAUCACCAUCAUGAUCCUGGUUACGGUAACCGUGCCUACGUCGGGUUUGCACCGCUCGGCUGGUCCGGCUGGCGGUACGCCCAUCCACGCCGCAGGUUGACCAUUCUGGUAAUGAUCGUUGUCAUCUGCAUGAUCAUCCCGGGAGGAGUGAUGCUAGGGCUGUCCUCGUCAGACGUGUAUGCGUCAGGAUUUGUGGCAACAGCCAUUGCCCUUAUUGUGAUAGGAGCCAUUUGCCUUGGCAUAGCACUCUUCCACUACCGACGCCAGACUGUCUACGGGAAUCCCGCUUCUGUCACCAUCGUGACCGACUCGCCCGCUCAGGCUGCUGCCAGCGCGCCGGUGUCCUAUGGAGCAGCCGCGACCACCGCACCGUAUGCGCCCCAGCCGGCCACCAACCCGGCGUAUGGUGCAGCACCAGUCUCACAAGUUCCCACCGGCAACGGCGCUGCGGACGCACCGCCAGCAUACAGCGCAGCUGUAAAGUACUGACUUACGCAGCAGAGUUUCGCAUCUUCGUAAAUCUUCCAAAGGCCUAGAUAUUCAUAGGCUCAUGACGUGUACUAGUACUUGGAGCAGGCCUCCAGAAAUGUUUUUACUACUAUAGUACUUCGAAGUAUUUUGUUGUUUUUAGAUACGAACACUCCUUAUGGAAUAUUGAUAUUAUCUUUUGGCAAAUCCAUGGUGGAAAGCUAUCACUUCUGUCUAUCCCCGUUAUCUGGUAUCUUUGCUGCAUACCAUAAUUAUAUCCUUCUAAUUAAAGUUUUGCACAUAUCCUUGUCUUAUUGAUUGCGGUUAUCAAAUUAUCGUCUCCUCGCCGUUUGUUUACAUAUUCGGGAGUGAGUUUUAAAAGGACACUCGUGUCUCUCUCGAA